ACUUGGGCAUCUCGUAUCUCGUAGUUAUCUCCUGUGGUUAUCUCUGUCUCCAACUUGUGUCUCCAACCAGAGAAGAACAACUCUGUUCUAACGGUUCUAACUCUAACCGUGGUUCUAACCAGGUUCUAACCCAGAGACAACAUGUUAUUCAGUUUAUUUAGUUAUUCAAGGGUUAUUCGUUAUUCUAUGAUGUUAUCUCUGUUCUAACCUUAGGUUCUAACUACAAUCCACAAUCUUUUAGAAUAUUUAUAUGAUAUUUUGAAACUAGAAGUUCGUUAUUACAGUUUAGUUCCUGUAAUAAUUAUCAAAAUUUGAUGAAAAUGAAACCAAAAAAAAAUAUAUUUAACGUCAAUGAUUUUGUAUUUGCAAAAAUGUCUGGGUAUCCCCCUUGGCCAGCAAUGGUAAUGUCUCCAAAUAAAGAUGCCCCUACUAAACGUAAAAAUAGCGAAUGGAUAUAUUUUUAUGGAACACACAGUUAUGCUUGGAUUAAAACGAAAAAUAUUCAGCCAUAUGACAGUUACAAGGAUGUGUAUAAAACAUAUAAAAAACCUGACUAUAAAAGGGCUUUUAAAGAAUUGGUUGAUAUUAUAAAGAGUAUGGAAAAUCCUAAUUAUGAGAUCAAGAUUACUGAGUAUGUUCCUAAGGAAAAGAGAGUUACUGAAAAUAAUCUGAAGAAGUAUACUGGUAGUGUCUCAGUUCGAACGAUCAAGAAACCAUUGCUUUUAAAAGGAAAUGACAUAGAUUCAAAGAAAAAAUCAAGCAAGAAUCUAAGAAAGAAAUUUGGAAUUUGUGCAGCAAAUAUUUAUGCUCCAGACAUUAUAGAAAACCUCAUAAACUCUGGUCAUUCUUUGAAUAUUUGGACCCAUAGUUUCGCACUUUUUGAAGAAUUAAAAGAAUAUUCUAAAGAAAAUCCGUCAUAUUUAGAAAUAUUUAAUUCACCUUUAGAAGUGGUUAGAAAUUCAGAUAUAAUUUUCAGUUUACUAUCUGAUCCAAAUCAACCAAAAUUAAUGAUUGAACAAAUGGGUAUAGAACAUUUAAAAGACAAAGGAUAUGUUGAGAUGACCAUUAUGGCCCCAGAGAGAUCGAGAGAGAUUUCAGGGCUUGUUACAAAGGGAGGGGGCACUUAUUUGGAAGCUAUGAUGCAAGGAGAAACGGUAGCUAUGAUUGCAGGAUCAAAAGAUUUGUAUAACGAGUGUCAGUCUUGUUUUAAAGCUAUAGUAAAUAAGAGUGAGUUACUAGGUGAUGAUAAAAGUGUUGGUACUGGUUGCAUGGCCUACUUAAAUAUGAAGAUACUGAGAGGAAUUUUUCUUACGGGGUUACUGAAGGUUUUGCUAUGGCUGAUAAAUGUAACAUUCCACUGGAACACUUUAGUCGUUUUUUUGAAAUUACAGGCUUGUCUAAUAAUUAUUUAAAAGGUAA
Messenger RNA from Sitophilus oryzae (rice weevil), 1419 nucleotides. Its product is annotated as putative oxidoreductase GLYR1 homolog. The record is from RefSeq and is a predicted model, not a curated record. The coding region runs from base 315 to 1412 and encodes 365 amino acids. The transcript has 6 exons. Gene Ontology annotation, molecular function: NADP binding; oxidoreductase activity, acting on the CH-OH group of donors, NAD or NADP as acceptor. Lineage: Eukaryota; Metazoa; Arthropoda; Insecta; Coleoptera; Curculionidae.